AUGAAAAUUUUGCAUGCUGACGAGUACAUCAAACGGACAGCUUCAGCUGAUGAGGCCUUGCUGUUAUGUCAAGAACUCAAGCAACUGGACAAGAGUCUACCUUGUCAUCAUGGCCGCACGCUGUGUGACAGGGUCAUUAGAGCCUGUCACCAUCAACUUGGAUUUGUAUCGCUGGAUUAUGAUCACAUCAACCAAUUAGUAGAGCUUGUGGAGGUUGCUCUUCAUCAUUAUGACGUCUACGCCGUUGCCAAAAGCAGUCCGCUGUACAUGGAAAAGAUCAUUUUCCAUGUAGUCAGUAGGCUCUGCUCUCUACAGGUCCACAAUCUCUGCCGCCGUGUCGCUGCGUUGCUUCAUACCAGGCUUGCAUCACUACCGCGGGAUGAGCACUAUUACUCUCUUGUGCGGAACUGCUUCAGUGUUUUGUGGAAUAGACUCUCUACAACUGUGGACCAGAACAUCCUCAAUCCCAAAGACAAACUGCGUUUCCAGUUUCAAGCCCUUAAUUUCCAUCUGUUGUUGGACAACGAAACUGCUACUCUUUUGCUGUCCAAAGCUCAUGUAUACUUGGAGUUUGCUGUCAAUGAGUUUGUGAAAACCUGGGAAGCGGGGAGUGAAGAGGAUGCAUCAUUUGUUCUCGAUGAAAUUCGUACUCUCUUCUCAAGUUUUUGGCAUAGUGGCCAAGGCCGAAAGAUUGAUGGAUCGACACAGUUUACUGAUAAAUUGGGCAUAUACACAUUUAUUGAAAUGGCGCUUGUUGUAGUCAAGAUGCUGUGUAAAACUGGACAUUAUAGUCUGGCCUCAGUCUUUCUGAAUGAUAUUGUGGACAAGGUGAAGAACAAUCCUGACUGUCAGGCUGCCGCUUUGAAGCUUGGGAAAUCGGCCAUUAAAAUCCACUCUAUGAUAACACCCGAAGAGCUGAGUGAUAAGCCUUUGAGAGAAUGUACCAGGGUCUUGAGAUCGCUUCCGCUUGAGUUGGGUGAACGUGAAGCUUACUCUGUCCUGGAAGGAUGCGAACUGGUAUGCUGGGUUGUGGAAAAUUGUUACAAGAAGGGAUUUAACGCUACUGUGCUGCUAGCGUGGCUUUCUUUUCUUGAGGAGCAUCAAGAACUGAUCAUGAGGAUCCUGAAGAGCUCCGUGUUAAAAAGCGAGUUUAGCAGACUACAAAAGAUCCUUUGUGUCAGUUAUUUGCAAGGCUUUGGAUUUGCUUAUGAAAGCAUGGUCCAAUCACAGCUGGAGGAAAAGGAUACACUGACCAGGGUGCUGCUUUACUGUAAUGCGGCAGCUGGACAGAUGCUGACUGAAGUGCACAAACGGUCAGAUGAAAAUCUCCUCCUUAAAGCAGUCGUUUCGGUGAACAACCUGACCUGUGCCUUGUACAACCGGCGUCUGUAUGACGAGGCCUUUACACUUCUUGAGAUCCUGUGUCACGAUCUAAGAAACAACUGCCAUGCUUCAUUCCCUAUUGAUAAGUUGAACCCACCCUUCAUGCUCGCUGUGCAGGCGUCCCGGAGAGCGGGACACCUAGAACGAGCACUUGACUGGGUUAUCCUGUGGUUGAAGGUGCUUGGGGAUAAAAUAACUUUGCACAUGAAGGUGCCAAUCUCUUUGUGGGUAAAAAUCAAGAUUGACGCUGCACGGAACUCUGAAGCAGACCUCAGACUAAGGACUCUCUGUGAUGGUUUUGCUCCUGGCCUUCUGGAUGAAAGACUAAUGCUUUGCCUUUUGGAGGAAGAAUUGCGUGCCUAUAAGGAGGAAGCAGGCGACACCUCCAAGGAACGCUACAAUACUCUUUGCGAUCUGCUUGACAUCUGUCAUGAGGACAGCUCCCAUAAACAUCAACGUGCUGUUUACCUCUGCGAAAUGGCGCAGGUUGUUUGUUUUCAGGAUUUCAGUGAACAGACUGAUUGCACAGCAGUAGAUUUUGCCUAUGAGGCUUUACGGCUCCUGGAAGAGGAACCAGAGACUCCUGAAAACACAAACCGACUAAAGGACGACAAAGCCCAUGCUUUGCUUUGGGUUUUUAUCUGCACUCUUGAGAAGAAUCUUCAGGAGGCAAUUGAAAGGGAUGUGAGAUUUCAAGAGAUGCGUAAGCAGUCUGCGGGUGUAGAAAAUCCAGUAGGGACCAAUGAUUUUGAUUACGAAGGCAAGCAGAAUAAUGAGGACAACACCCUGGUACAUGAUGGUCUGCAAUUCAGCCUGGCUGCACAGAACAAGUUGUGUGAACCUUUGGAAAGAGCGCUUACUGAAUGGGCUGCUCUUCUUCACACUCCAGUUUUGCCCAGCGUGAGGAAUCCAAAAUGGACGUACAACUCUAUUGUGAUCACUGCGUCGCUCUUUCAACUAAUGGGAAAGCCAUUAAAAGCUUUGGAAGCAUAUCAACUUUCUGCUGAACUUUCUCAGCAACUUUCUGACACUGAAGGAUGUGUAUAUUCCCUCUGUCAGUCAGCCAGUCUCUUUUUGGAAAUGGGCUCCUCUGAACUGGCUCUGGCUCAGACUGAACAAGCAGAAAAAAUGGUCAAAAGUGAUGCAAGCAUAGAAGGGCCCUCCCCUCUCUCCCUGUUCAUCAUUUUACUGAAAUCUCAGUGCUGUUACAUGACUGGACUGGUGGAUCGUGGGGUUUCUUACCUGUGUGAUGUGCUUAAAGAGGCCACCGAGCAAAAAUGUACAAAGAGCUGGUAUAUGUUGCGAGCUCAAGCCCUCCAGACUUGCAGCUCCUACCUUAGUUUGGACACUGCUUCCCUGCCACAAACCCAGCGGAGCCGUAUUAUAAAGCAUGGUUUUAAAAGCCCAGAUACCACCUUGGCUAUAAGCCAGAAGCUUCUCGUUUCCUUGCUAGCCUCUUUUGUUGGGAACGGCUUUUAUGGGGCUCAUGUCAUUGGCUCAGAUGUACGCUUCUUUGACACAGGAAAUAAUCUUAUGUUUAAAUGGCGGCUCCUGUCGGAACUGUUGAACUGCUCAAUGAAAGUGAUCAUGCUGAGAACUACCUGUGGUGCCAUUAAUGAUGCUAGAAUGCAAUGCCGAGAAGCCCUGAAACUUGCCAUCAAGUUACAAGCGCUGAGCCAAUGUGCCGAGCUAUUGGUAGUGAAAGCGGAGUUGGAACUAAUGCUCGGGGAGGUAGCAGAAAGUGGAUUUGAUUUAGACAAAGUCAAGACCCUUCUGGAAUUUUACUCAGAUUUUUCAGAUCUCCAGUGCAAGUCGCAAGUUAAAAUCAAACCGAGGAAAGGAUGUCCAUCGCAGAAAUCUCGUUCCACAAUGCCUGUAAAGGAGGAUGACCUGGAGGAUAUCCUGAGUACAAGGUGGACUGUUAAAGAGGCAAUUGUGAAUGAUGAAUCUAGCUCGCCGCCUCUCAAGGCCAAACCUCAUCGUUGGCUUUCAUGCCUCUCGCACAAACCGACCUGCUUGUGCCUUUGCUGUUCGGAGCCCUUCCUGGGCCGUGUUACUGCCCGCUGGGCUGCAGCACAGGCCUUGGUUCUUCAGGUAGAUCCUGCUCAAGCCAAAGUGAGUUUUAAACUUCAAAAGGAAACAUUGGCUCGUUGUAAGAUGAUCACUGCCAAACUCAAGGCUAAGUUGGCCGAAUUCAACCCAGCAAAGCGGUCCCCUAAGCCCUCUCUGAUGCAUAGUGUGAUUGCCCGCGUGUACCUUCACAUGGCUCUUUCUAGCCUUGAACCCAGCCUUAGUAAGGUCUGCAACAUAUCGAAAAUAAUCGAAGCUGGUUUAGCCUUUGUUGAUUCCGUGAACUCUCCAGAACUCAGAGCUGUGAAAGCAAAUCUCAUGGCAACCAAAGCCCUUGUGUCAAUGAUUAUCUUGUCUACCAAAAAGAACUGCAAGCUAGAGGAACUUUUCUCAAAUGUGUGGACUUGGAAGGCACCAAAAGAUGCGAAAGUUCUGAAAACGAACCAAUCCUCUCUUAAGGAGCCUAAAAGUUUGUCAGUAUCUGAAAAAAAGAAGCCAACAAAGGUUAAAGUCCCAGGCUCCGCAACCAAAGGAAAGGUCCUGACUCCAAUUGUGUUUCCAAAGACUCCUGUGAAUAAAUCAAAGUCUUCUGCAAGGGAGCUUAGCAUUUUUGACUUCAGUACAGACGUCCUCGCAUCUUUCCAUACACCUGCUCAGAAAGCAAAAGCCCCAGCUAAGCAUCAGAAGUCACCAAAAACUGCUCCCAAGGUACAGUUUCAGGUGUUUGAAUUACCACCCGCUCAAGACAAAGUUAAGACUGUACCUGCUGCUCCAAGGCGCACUAAGAAAUCUCGUUUCAAGGUGGAUUUUAGUGAUGAGAGUGAUGUAGAGUACAAUGCUCAGGAAGAAUAUACUAAAAAACUGUCCAAAAAGACCACCACCACCAGACAGGCUACUCGCAAAAGUAAAGCCUCUUCAGCUACCCCUUCUGCGAAGAUCCUGCCUACAAGGCCGGCUCGGCAUAAGAGCACCGCGCUAACUCGAGACACAUCGUCAGAAGAUGAAACUCUGGUGUUUCGAGGUCCUUCAACAAGACUUAGAAGAGGCAGAAAAGUUUCUGGCAAGGAGUCGGAGUUUGAGGAAGAGCCAGACAAAAUGAGGUCAAUUGAUGAGGAAACUAAUGACGUUUUAAACCUGAGCUUCGAGUAUUUAGAGACAUCAGAAACUGAGACAAAAGACUGUAAAGAUUUUGUCGAAGUGAUGAGGAGGGAUUUGAGUUGUGAUUUGGAGAGGAAUGACUUUCUAAGGAAGAGUAAACAUCCAGCAAGAGAUCCUCAGCCACAUAUAUUUUAUUCAGACACUGGGCCAGACAAUCUUUCAUUGGAGGACAUUCAGGGGUUACUCCGCUCAGCUUGGCUAAAGCUUCAGCACUUCCCCUCGCCUACCAUUUUUCCAACGCUUUGUUCCUUUCUGGCUUUAUCUAUGGGACAACAGCAUCCCAUAACUACAGCGAUGCUUCAUUCCCAGUCUUUGGGCAUCACAAGUCGGCAUCUCACCAUCAGACAUCUAGCAAACUGUCUCAAGAAGCAAAGAAAAACGGCCACUGGGCUUACAGAUCAAAUGGAUAACUUGACACUUGAUGAGUCCAGUCCCACUGCGAGUAUAACUGAUCAGAAGUUAUCUCAGUUGGAGAGCAUAUUUUCCUUUUCAACUGCUGACUGUUCAGCCUUCCCUCAAAACCACUGCCAAGAGUUUAUUCAACAAAUUGAGCAUCUUCCUUCAGGUGUGACUGUGUGUGUGAUGUCAGUGCUUGGAGUAAAGGUCGGGCAGGUGGGUGGAAGUAUCCUUCUUACCCGUCUUGAAAAGGGGUCCACUCCUGUGACUGUACACAUUCCCACCCCCGCAGAGCCGCACUCUAUAAGAGGGCUGGUCCAGGAGAUGGAUGCUAUUAAAGUGGAUCAGAAGACUGUGCUCCAUGUGUCUGAGAAAGCUCUGUGGUGGGAAGGCUGCAGGGCGCUUGACUUAAGAGUUGAGCUAUUGCUGAAAGAGAUGGAGCAAUUGUUGGGAUGCUGGAAGAGCCUUUUUCUGCCUCUUUCAAUGGAUAAAAAGCUCGCAUCUCAGGCCAAGCACCUUUCCAAGAUUUUGUGUGCCAAGGGGGUUACAGCCAGUGAGGAGAUGUUAAAGGUUGUUCUUUCUGCAAGCCCGUUACUCUCUCAAAAAGACUUGAGAAGCUUUGCCCAGGGGGUCUGUCCCGAAUGGGAUGACGAUUGUGAGCAGAUUCUCCGAUCUGCUGUUUGGCAGUUUCCAGACAGAGAGGUGCCUUGUGGUCACACGGUCCUCAUUCUGGAUAGGCACCUUCAGAAGUUACCAUGGGAGAGCAUCUCUUUCUUAAAGUUCCGAUCUGUGAGCCGAAUGCCAUCUUUGCAGUCGUUGAUAGGACUGAGCGUCCAGAAAGAGAAUGACCCUCAGUCCAUCCUGAACAGUGGUGUGGACACACAGAAAUCAUUUUAUCUUUUGGACCCUGAUGCCAAUUUGGAAAACACGCAGAAAGAAUUCAAAGAGUUGCUUAGCAGUAAGCUGAAUUUGGACGGUGUGUGUGGACAUGCACCAAAAUCGGGACAGCUGGAAGGAGCGGUUGCAACCAAGGAUCUAUACCUUUAUUUGGGGCAUGGUGCAGGCGCACGAUUCCUUGACCAGCAGGCAGUCCUGAAUCGACCAAUGAGAGCCGCAUCUCUGCUGAUCGGCUGCAGCAGUGCCGCUUUGGCUGUGCGGGGGGAUCAGGAGGGUCAAGGCAUCAUCCUCUAUUACCUCAUGGCAGGCUGCCCCUUUGUUUUGGGAAACCUGUGGGACGUAACGGAUCGAGAUAUUAAUCGCUUCACCAAAGCUUUGUUGGACUCCUGGUUCGCAUCAACAUCUGGGAGUGCGCUGCUGGAUUAUAUGGGGCCAUCACGGGAAGCCACACACAUGAAACACCUCAUAGGAGCCGCACCUGUAGUCUACGGUUUGCCAAUUCAGUUGAGGUAG
Messenger RNA from Nerophis lumbriciformis (worm pipefish), 6417 nucleotides. The record is from RefSeq and is a predicted model, not a curated record. NCBI's taxonomy places the organism in Eukaryota, Metazoa, Chordata, Actinopteri, Syngnathiformes, Syngnathidae.